ACGGCUACUGCUCAGAAGCAAUAUGGCGACCAUCGAGGUUGGACGUAUGUGUGAAUCUCCGGGCUGCGAUGCUCCUGCUAAAUUGCAAUGUCCAAGUUGUAUCAAACUCGGCAUCCAGGGCUCCUACUUCUGCUCUCAAGAGUGCUUCAAGAAGAGCUGGAAAAAGCACAAGGUGAUCCACCAGAUUGCUCAGGGUGAGCAGACCAGCGAGGUGGAGAAGGAGUACAACCCAUGGCCUAGCUACCGGUACACUGGGCGAUUGCGGCCGUUCCCCCAAACUACGCCCCGCACCGUGCCCAAGCACAUCCAGAGGCCGGACUAUGCCGACCACCCCGAGGGCGUGCCGAUCUCCGAGCAGCGCGUCAAGGGCGCCUCCUACAUCAAGGCCCUGGACGACGAGGAGAUGGAGGGGAUGCGUGUGGCGUGCCGGCUGGGCCGCGAGGUGCUGGACGAGGCGGCCAAAGUGAUCGACGUCGGAGUGACAACGGACGAGAUCGACCGCAUUGUGCACGAGGCUUGCGUGGAGCGUGAGUGCUACCCGUCGCCCCUCAACUACAUCCAGUUCCCGAGGUCCUGCUGCACGUCUGUGAAUGAGGUGAUCUGCCACGGUAUUCCUGACACGAGGCCCCUCAAGAAGUGGGAUAUCUGCAACGUUGAUGUCACCGUGUACCACAGAGGCUACCAUGGUGAUCUGAAUGAGACGUUCUUUGUGGGCGAACCCAAGCCAGAGGCGAAGAAGCUGGUUGAAACAACGUGGGAGUGCCUGCAGAAGUCUAUUGAGAUAGUCAAGCCAGGAGAGAAGUAUCGAGAGAUUGGUAAUGUCAUUCAAAAGCACGCUCAGGCCAAUGGGUUCUCUGUUGUGCGUAGUUAUUGUGGCCAUGGCAUUCAUAGCUUGUUCCACACUGCACCCAGUGUUCCACAUUAUGCCAAAAACAAAGCGGUGGGUGUCAUGAAGCCAGGCCACUGCUUCACUAUUGAACCUAUGAUAUCUCAAGGUAGUUGGCGAGAUGAAAUAUGGCCUGACAACUGGACUGCAGUGACUAUUGAUGGUCUCCUAUCUGCACAGUUUGAAGAAACGUUGCUAGUAACUGAUACAGGUGUAGAAAUUUUGACUCGUCGUUUGAAUAACAAUGGACGACCUUACUUCAUGGACCAAAUUGGGGCUCAAUAAUGAUUGAUGUUAAGGCUGUAUUAGAUUUGGUGCAGAUCUGGGAUUCCUCUUUCUUGUGAAGGUUUUGUCACUCUAGGCCCUUCCCAGUGGCUUGGAUGGUCCCUGUCAACUUACUAAGAUUUUUCUUGAAACUGCUGUUUAUAUUUUUGUAGGAACUACAAAUGUUUGAUAUUUGUGAUAUACUGAACUGUCCUUAGCCCCAGCCACUCAUACUUGAUGGUGUGUUGGGUGAAACAUGUUGUGCUGAAUAGUAUUAUAAAAUAUUUGAGACAGCAAUAUACCAAAUGUCACUAUGGCAUCUAGUCACAAUAAAUGUAAACUGACAGCUUUGUGGCAAAUUAUGAAUCAAAAAUCUAGUUUUAUGGGGACCUGGAUCUUUGCUUCAAGAAUUGAUAGAUUCUGUCAUCUGUUGAGCAUUCAUCGACAAUUGAAUGGUUUUAAGGAGUUUAUUUACAAUUAUUUUAUAGGAAUCAAUUUUUGUAUCCCCUCUUAUUGCGUAUCAGGUGACCUUGUACAAGCUGACAAUGACAUUUCUGCUGAUUCUUGAAUUUCAACAUUUAAAUUUAUGUACCUGUUAACAUUAUUUUUUACCUUUUGUACAUCUUGUUUAUAGUUAUUAAUAAAUAGCUUUAGACAAUUUCUUGUCAAGAAACAUUGCUUAAAAUGAUCAUUUCCUUUCAUCAAUGUGCCUCAGUCUGUUUUCUCCCUCAAACUUUGUGCCUUAUUUCUUGAACCAUUGUUUGUGUAGGUCAUUACAAACUACGUUCUUUAUGGCAAUAAUUUUCCCCAGCCCAUUUGAGAACUUGAAAAGCUGUUACUGUUCGUCGUUAUUGACACUUUUCAGAUUACCUCAUGCCUAAGACCUGUGGAAUUGUGAAAUAAAGUCAUAAAUCGACA
Messenger RNA from Thrips palmi, 2068 nucleotides. Its product is annotated as methionine aminopeptidase 1. Gene Ontology annotation, molecular function: metalloaminopeptidase activity. The record is from RefSeq and is a predicted model, not a curated record. Gene Ontology annotation, biological process: proteolysis. The transcript has a single exon. Bases 23 to 1171 code for a protein of 382 amino acids. NCBI's taxonomy places the organism in Eukaryota, Metazoa, Arthropoda, Insecta, Thysanoptera, Thripidae.